AUGGCGAUGGCGAGCAGGGCCGCCGGGGUGGUGGCGCCGGCGCCGGCGGGGGACCCCAGCAGCCCGAGCGCGAGGGCGUGGGGCGGCGGCGAGGACGAGGCGGCGUCCGGUGCGGGGAAGGUGAAGCUGAUGUGCAGCUACGGGGGCCGGAUCGCGCCGCGGCCCGGGGACGGCGCGCUGCGGUACGUGGGCGGCCAGACGCGGCUCAUCUCCGUCCCGCGCGCCGCCUCCUUCGGGGAGCUCCUGCGGAAGGUGGAGGCGGUGGACGAGGCCUCGGCGUCCUCCGGCGGCGGGGUGCUCGUCAGGUACCAGCUCCCCGGGGAGGACCUCGACUCGCUCAUCUCCGUCUCCGGCCCGGAGGACUACGACAACAUGAUGGAGGAGUACGAGAAGCUGGCCGCCGCCGCGCCCGACGGCUCCGCCAAGCUCCGGCUCUUCCUCUUCCCGGCCUCCGGGUCCGGGACCGACGCGGCCGGCGGCUCCGGCUCCGGCUCCGGCGGCGGCUCGGGGCCCCACAACCUCGCUGCCGCCGCGGUGGACGAGUCCGGGCAGCGGUACAUCGACGCCAUCAACUGCGUCUCCGCGGAGGCCAUGGCCGCGGCCAUGCGGCGCAAGGACAGCGUCGCCAGUGCCGGUUCCUCCGCGCACAACUCCGAGGCAUCCGAGUAUAGCGGCCUGGUGGAAGGUAUGUCGCCGCGGGCGGUGCCGCCGCCUGCGUCCGUCGCUACUGAGUAUUCGUAUUCAGGUGGGGGCCAUUACCUUAGUGCUUUCCCGGAGUCGGUUGGGUUCGCUGCAGUCUCGGUGUCACCUUCGGCGAUGGGCAUCCCGGCUCAAAAUCCCAUCCUGGUUAGGACAGAGCCGUCAACGUUGCAGCCUCAUCAGGUUGCUGCUGCUGCUUAUGCAACACCGCAUCAGCCGCGUCAAGUAACCACUUAUGUGCAGCAGCAGCACCAGCAGCAGCCUCAACUCACCCAUUAUGUACCACACCAGCAGCCUCAGUCUGCUUCUUAUGUGCAGCAGAUGCCGCAGUCGUAUAUAGAGCCGCAGCAGGUACACUACAUCAACGCCCAACAAUUUGGUGUGCAUGGGGUGCCACAAUCUGUCAAUUAUGUGCCUGUGCAAAUGAGCCAAUUCAUGCCCAGCAUUCCUGCGACGGGUUCUAUGGCGACCACUGCUGCUCAAGUCGGUACGUUCAGGCCUGCUUCCGCUGGUGCAGAACCUGUUCUGGAGACCACGCAGUUCACAAGGCCAGUGCAAGCUCAGGUUGAUCAGAGUUACCGUGUGGUGCAGACUCCACUGUCGCAGCUUCCUCCUUUGUCUUCUGUGCAUCUGCAGACAAAUGAUGCGCAGAGGCAGAGAUUUGGUGUUCAACCAGCGAUGACAAGUGCAGUAAGCAUGCCAGUGGUGACCAGCUCAGGCACAAUUCCUGUGGUGAUUAGCUCGGCCACUGUUCCAUCGUUGAGGUAUGAUGAUUGCACAAUGUGCCAAAAAGCAUUGCCACAUGCCCAUUCGGAUAAUAUUAUCCGGGAGCAGGGAAAUUCUCGUGCAACGGGCAACCUUGAGGCAGCUCCAGUGUUUUACAGUCCGCAUCAAGACAGUGCAUCCAACAAAUCUAGUCCAGGUGCAAGCUCAGGAACACCCACGAACUAUCUGGCGGAACCAAGAGCUGGGAACACAGCAGUGAUAACACAAUUUGAUCCGACUCUUCCUGCCAGAAAACCUGCAGUCCAGGCAACUACAUCUCCAGAUACAGGUGUGCCGGUUCAACCCACCAUGAUUGCUUUACCAGUGUCUAGUGCACCUGCUUCAAAUGGAGUAUUUGUGGGUCAUUCUCCUCCGGCUGGGGCUGAAGAUCAUAUCAGGUACCAGCAGCAACCGUUCUCUUAUAGCAUGCAACCACCACAAGUUCCAGUGAAUGGCUCACAAGGCAUUGAUGCCAGUGCAUACAAGGAUUCAAAUCAUCCAGCAGCGGAACCGCUUAGAGAAUAUGCAGAUCUUCCUCAUGACUAUGCCAGAGCUAUUGAUGCACGAAUGCAAGCAGUUCCUUUGGGUCCUAUUGCACCACCAGAAUCUAGUGUGCAUGGAAAGCCUUCUAUUCCUCAUGGUGUCAUUGAUCAUGCCAAAGUUGGGAAGCCACCUGUAAAUAUUGAUGGUAGUUCUAUCUACAAAUCUCAAGCUGGAGGGUAUCAUAUGGGGAUUACAAAUGCCUUUACUGCUCCUUCUUUGACCCAAGAGGACAGCAUUGCCAGGCACAGUGAGCAGCCACCUUAUGCUUUUGAUGUUGGUGCACAAAAUGUCCAUCCUGACAUAAUCCAGCGACCACCCAAUCUGCCUGUCCAGAGCAACCUUAGAGUUCUGAUUGAACCACCUGUUUCUAAUGAAAAGUUUACUGUGCAACCACCUAACUCUGGUGCUCAGGUUCCUGCUGGGCCUCCCCUACAGCAUCCCAAGGAAAUGCCCAAUCACUUGGUUUCUGCUCCUCCCAAUGGAAGCAGUAAAUUUUCAUUGCAGGCUACUGUUGGAAUUGAUCCUGUUGAAGCUACACAAGAACCAGCUUACACAGAUUCACUUUUCUCAAAUCAGGAUCCUUGGAAAGCAGUGGGCAAUACUUCUUUAGUGCCUCCAAGACCAAGCAAGUUAACUAAGGAGCCUGUUGUUUCUGGAGGUCAAUAUACUGAUGGCCAUAUGCCUGAUAUGAACACACAUGCUGCCGUACUCUUUGAAGAAGACCCAAGUUUUAAGGAUAUCCACACAGUUAAAUUGAACAAAGGAUUUGGAGAAGAUAAUAUUAAGCGACAAUUACAAGCUGUUGCUGAAGGGGUAGCAGCAUCAGUUCUUCAGCCACCCUUUCCUGAAAAACCAGCUGCAUUCUCUGGGGAUCACAUUGAUUCACAUGGAGCAGUAGUUGAUGCUAAAGUUCAGGAUGAAGGGAAUAAUCAGUCAGACAAAACAAGCCAGGGGGUUCAAGUUUUAGAUGACAUCGAUAACCUUCAGAUAAUAAAGAACAGUGACCUUGAAGAAUUGCGUGAACUGGGUUCUGGAACCUUUGGUACUGUUUACCAUGGAAAGUGGAGGGGUUCGGAUGUUGCUAUAAAGAGAAUCAACGAUCGAUGUUUUGCUGGGAAGGCAUCUGAGCAAGAGCGUAUGAGGACUGAUUUCUGGAAUGAGGCAGGCAAGCUUGCAUCUUUGCACCAUCCAAACGUAGUAGCAUUCUACGGUGUUGUUCUAGAUGGACCUGGUGGAUCUGUUGCAACGGUAACGGAGUACAUGGCUAAUGGCUCACUCCGACAAGCAUUGCAAAGACAUGAGAAGAUCUUUGAUCGGCGUAGGUGUCUAUUAAUUGCCAUGGAUGUUGCAUUUGGAAUGGAAUAUCUCCAUGGGAAGAAUAUAGUGCAUUUCGACUUGAAGAGUGACAAUCUGCUUGUCAACCUAAGGGAUCCUCAACGGCCUAUAUGCAAGGUUGGUGAUUUGGCAUUAUCAAAGGUCAAAUGUCAGACUCUAAUCUCUGGUGGAGUAAGAGGAACACUUCCUUGGAUGGCCCCUGAGUUGUUGAAUGGCGGCAGCAGCCUUGUCUCUGAUAAGGUUGACGUUUUCUCGUUCGGCAUUGUGAUGUGGGAGCUACUUACGGGUGAAGAACCUUACGCUGAGCUGCACUAUGGUGCCAUUAUAGGUGGAAUCGUGAAUAACACGCUGCGACCUCCGGUGCCCGAGCCCUGUGAUCCCCAGUGGAGGUCACUGAUGGAGCAGUGCUGGUCAGCUGAACCCUCGGAGAGGCCGAGCUUCACCGAGGUCGGCAAGAGCCUGCGCGCCAUGGCGGCGGCUGCUCCUACCAAGGCACAACAACAAUCGAAAUAG
Messenger RNA from Miscanthus lutarioriparius, 3855 nucleotides. The record is from the annotation of a GenBank genome assembly. NCBI's taxonomy places the organism in Eukaryota, Viridiplantae, Streptophyta, Magnoliopsida, Poales, Poaceae.